Caenorhabditis bovis is the source of this 2019-nucleotide messenger RNA. The record is from the annotation of a GenBank genome assembly. NCBI's taxonomy places the organism in Eukaryota, Metazoa, Nematoda, Chromadorea, Rhabditida, Rhabditidae.
AUGUCGCUGUGCUUGCUGCAAGUGAAUCAGUGCUCAUUCGCAAACUGCGGUCUUCAUUUUGCAAAUAAAUAUGAUCUCAUAGCUCAUGUUGAAUACACUCACAUUCCGUUAAUUGAAGAAGAUAUGAAGCGAAAAACAUUACAAUCAUCGAAUGGAACAACUGAGGAGAAAAGCACGGCCGCAGCGAACAUGCCGUUGAGUAUUAUGAGUCGGGUAUUUCGGACUGCAUACAGGCCGAAUCCUAUUCGUCCUGAACCUCUGAAAGUUUCAUUCAAUCAUUAUAAAAGGCGCAUUUUGAAAGAGCAAGCCGCGUUGAGAAUGCAACAGCAGCAGCAGGCACAGCAGCAUCAACAGCAACAACAACAGCAACACCAGCAGCAGCAUCAACAUCAUCAGCAAUCUUAUCAUCAAAUGCGUUUUGCUAAUCAUGGUCAUCACGAUGAGGAGCCAAAGCGGACUAUUAAUGAACAUGAUAUUGAGGAAUGCCAUCCCAAUGACCCCGAAACGCGAUAUCGUUGUCAUUUAGUUGAUUGCCAGAAGAGAUAUAAGAAUUAUAUCGGAUUGCGAAUACAUAUGAAAACUAGCCAUAAUAUCACAAUUGGCGAGGAAGUUCAUAAUAGUGGCGGAAAUGAUGACGGAAGAAACUUGCAAAAAAUGCAAAAUAAUGUAAAUAUACAACAACCAUCAAUUCAAAUUCAAGGAGUUUCUGAUGGGGGAGCAUUGGCAAAUAGUCUUCAAAUUUCUGCUGGCAGUGCUUUAGUUGCAGCGAUGAACAAUGCUUCUGGACCAUUACAAUUGACUCCGAAUACCCCAAUUGGACAAGUUGUGGGGCUUACGACGAUGUCGAGUCCUUCCAAGCCUCACAAAUGUACCCACUGUAAUAAGAGAUAUAAAACACAUACCGGAUUGGCGAAUCAUUUAAUGACGACUCAUCAAAAGCAUUCCCCAACGCCAGCGGUCGUUGAGCAGCUUAUAUCACACGUCCGAAUGCAACACCGACAGCAGGAACAGCCAGGCACAAACGGACAACUAAAUCAACCAUCGCCACAACAACGGUCGUUGAAUAUGCCGGUGUCCCUUGCCGUUACCACGCCAGCGGUUCAGCAGCAAUUACAGCAAAAUCAAAAUUUUAAUACUGGAAAUAAUAAUGCAUCCAAUAAUGGACCAUCACAAUCGGUUCCGAUACCAGGUUCUGGUCCACAUCAUGUUCGAUCGUUUACAGUGACGACCACUUCUCAACCAUUGCGGUUUUCUGGACCGCAUAUGCCGACGACUUUAUCAACUCAAACCCGGCCAAGCACGAUGCCGAAUCAAAUCAGAAAUGUCGAAGGAACUUAUACAGUUGUUCAACACGGAAAUAAGAAUGUAGUUGUUGAGCAGAAAGGCGCAUUAUCAAUGCAACAUUCGCAAGGAACACCGCAAUCAAUUCAGCCGCAGCAGCAGGGGACACCGCAUACGGUUAAUCAAUACCAACAACAGCAAGGGCCAGUACAACAUGCGCAACAACCUGUUCAGCAGCUUCAACAGAAUCCGCAGCAACUCGCGACAUCACAGUCUAUCCAACUUCCGCAACAACAAGAAUCCGUAGAGUCUAUCCAGCAACCGCAACUGCAGCAGCAACUAAUUCAACAAGGACAAAGUCAAACUGUACAGCAGCAAUCGCAACAGAAUGCACAGCCCCUGCCAAAAGGCCCGAGCCAGUCGAUGCAACAGCAGUUGCAACCCCAGCAAGAGCCGUCGCCGCAAACAUUUCAACAGCAACAACAACCAAUGCCAUUAGGCCCAUCACAGACCCCUCAACUGCUACCACAACAAUCAGUCCAGCAGAAACUGCAACCACUUGUUCAACAGCUACCGCAAGCACAGCCUCAACAACAGCUUCUGCAAUCUCAGCCACAGCAGGAGCAACUUCCGCCUCAGCCACAGAUCCAACAGCUCCAACAAUCGCAACAGGAUCCGCAGCCGCAACAAAUUGACCAACAACAGAUCGCUGCGUCUCAAAGCUUUGCAAACUCUUAA